ACCACAUGCGUGACAGAAGACCUUCUGCAUAUGAUUAUAAGAGUUGUGCCUACUAUAAACGAUUCAUACUCAAAGACUGAUCUAAAACGAAGACCAACAUUUUUUGCAUCAUUAAAGCCAUCACAACCUCUGGCCAGUAUAAAGGACAUUGUAAAGUUUAAUGAUGCAAAGAUCAAUAUCGGAGGAGGAUAUGAUUCUAGAACAGGAAUAUUUACUGCACCAUGGAGUGGAAUCUAUAUUAUUUCCAGCACUAUUAUGGCUCUUCGUGGCGGUGAUGUUCAUUUUCAGCUAAACAAGAACGACCAACUUUAUACAGGAGGCUAUGCUACCAAAUCGUAUUAUGGAGCUCAAACAAUAAACUCACUCGUCGAUCUUAGGAAAGGAGAUAAAAUGUACAUUAAACACAGAAUUGGUGCUUCCCAAACUGUGUAUGGAGAACACUUCUCUACAUUUUCUGGUUAUCUUUUGUCCGAGUAAUAAAAUUUACUGUUCUCGAUAUUCUAUUCACAUUUUUAGAACAAACAUGUAGUUCAUUUUUAUUUAAUACUGAAUUCUUUGAAACUCGGUCUAAUAUGAUCGUCGAAUAAAACUUUCCUAUCUUUU
This is a messenger RNA of Mytilus trossulus (common blue mussel), 603 nucleotides long. RefSeq names its product complement C1q-like protein 3. Lineage: Eukaryota; Metazoa; Mollusca; Bivalvia; Mytilida; Mytilidae. The coding region runs from base 31 to 477 and encodes 148 amino acids. The transcript has 2 exons. The record is from RefSeq and is a predicted model, not a curated record. Gene Ontology annotation, molecular function: protein binding.